CUGAACGCGUUGUGUGAUUCGAGAGACCGGUAAACUUUUACCUGCGAAAAUGUUAGAUACGACCGUAGUCUUCGGAAUUACUGCUAGCAUCCUAUCGUUUGUGGCAGGAUACACUAUAGCUAAAUUACCACGCCCAGGAGAUAGUGGCUCUUCUUCGCCGAAAAAUAGUUCUUCGCCAGAUGAAGGCACUGAGAAGGUGUUUGCCGAUAUGGGCGGCGAGUAUAAAAUGGUGCUGGUGGUGCGAAAUGAUUUAAAGAUGGGGAAAGGCAAAAUAGCGGCUCAGUGCGGUCACGCGGCCGUUGGUGCGUUUGAGAGCGGACUUCGUAACACGCCAGCAGCAAUCAAAAAAUGGCAAAGUAGCGGACAGGCAAAGAUUGCUCUGAAAGUGGAAACGGAGUUGGCAAUGAUGGAAAUCUAUCGUACCGCGAAGACAAACAAGCUUAAUUGCUGUUUGAUACGUGAUGCCGGACGUACGCAGAUUGAAGCAAACACCAAAACCGUGCUAGCAAUCGGACCAGCACCCAUUGCGGUUGUGGACGGUGUGACGGGACAUUUGAAACUGUUAUAAGGUCGUAGAGUUGGUAAUGUACCAUUGAACAACAGUUUCAGUUCGUUUACACAUAGCCUUUGGGGACCGAACCAACCCGAUGUACGGGUUACAGCUACAGCGAUCCAAGUUACUAAUAAUCUGCCCUUAGUGCUCGCUGGUCAAUACUCUGACAAAGAAUAUUGAGGCAAAUAUGAAGAUAAGCUACUGAUAAAAAACAAGAUGCUUUCAUAAAGCAAACCAGAGAAAAUCGUCAUCGUUGCCUUUCUCUUUUGUAGAGAACAUUCGAACAUCUAAAAGUAGCUUUAGACAUACUUUAUUAAAUAUAAAAUUCCCCAUUGCA
Molecule: messenger RNA, 890 nt
Organism: Anopheles moucheti
Lineage: Eukaryota; Metazoa; Arthropoda; Insecta; Diptera; Culicidae
Product: probable peptidyl-tRNA hydrolase 2
Exons: 2
Coding region: 50-568 (172 amino acids)
Cellular component (GO): cytosol; mitochondrion
Molecular function (GO): peptidyl-tRNA hydrolase activity
Source: RefSeq, a predicted model, not a curated record